Messenger RNA from Linum tenue, 2439 nucleotides. Lineage: Eukaryota; Viridiplantae; Streptophyta; Magnoliopsida; Malpighiales; Linaceae. The record is from the annotation of a GenBank genome assembly.
AUGACGACCUCUUCAUCAUCAUCGGUUCCAUUCUUUGGGAUGGGCAGGGAGGAAGUGGAUGAGCAGAUGAUGAAGCAACAAUCCGCGGCCGCGGUUGGAGUUGGACUGGGAGGAUUGCAUCAUCAUCAUAAUCCACAUCUCCAUCUCCACCACCACCACCACCAACUUCUCCAGCAUUCAUCUUCCCUUUUGAGUAAUUCUCAGCUCACCACCGCCGGAGCACAGCAGCAGCCGCCUCCGCCGCUGUCUGCCGCAAGCUCAGCCGCCGGUUCUGGCCCUCCUCAGCUCAAGAGGAAGCGCAACCAGCCUGGAAAUCCAAGCAAGUACCUCCUAUUGGCUACCUACCUUGCUUUGCUUCUAUAUCUUCAUCCAAUUCUUUUGGGUUUAAUUUCUUGUUUCUGUUUCUCCUUUUUUCCCCCCCUCCCUCUCCCCCUCCUUCCUCUUCUUGUUUGGUUGCGUGUUUUGGUUUCUGCCACCCCGCGGAUAGAUCCAGACGCGGAGGUGAUCGCGCUGUCGCCAAAAACCCUAAUGGCGACCAACCGGUUCAUCUGCGAGGUAUGCAACAAGGGCUUCCAGCGCGAGCAGAACCUGCAGCUCCACAGGAGAGGCCACAACCUGCCGUGGAAGCUCAAGCAGAAGAACAAAAACGAAGUCGUGAAGCGCAAGGUGUACCUGUGCCCGGAGCCGACGUGCGUCCACCACGAGGCUUCGAGGGCGCUGGGGGACCUCACGGGGAUCAAGAAGCACUACUCGAGGAAGCACGGCGAGAAGAAGUGGAAGUGCGACAAGUGCGCCAAGAGGUACGCCGUCCAGUCAGACUGGAAGGCGCACUCGAAGACCUGUGGAACCAGGGAGUACCGAUGCGACUGUGGCACCCUCUUCUCCAGGCGGGACAGUUUCAUCACCCACAGAGCAUUCUGCGACGCACUGGCUCAGGAAAGCGCCAGAAACCCUCCACCCUCCCUCGCCUCCCACCUCUUCACCGGCGCCGGAGGCGCAGCAGCCGGCCUCGCCAACAACACGACCCUAGACAUUUCCUCCUCCACCGCUCAUUCAUCCGCCGCAGCCGACAUCCUCCGCCUCGGCGGAUCCACCACCGGCCCCGGACAGUUCGACCACCUCCUCCCUCCUUCGACGACGACAGCCACCUCGCAGCAGUUCCGAAACCAGCCCCACUUGUCACCUUCCUCCGCCGCUUUCUUCAUGCCACAACAAGACACCUCCGACCACCACCAGCCAUUCCACCAUGCCCUAAUGCAACAGUUUUCGUCGGAUCCCAACAACGCGGGCGGCGCAGCCGCCAACCAGCUCUUCAGCCUAGGGUUCGACGGCACCACCACCACCAACAACAACAUGAUGACUCUCUUCGCCAAUAAUAACAACCACGGCGGCGUCGGCGGCGGCGGCGGCGGCGAUCAUCAGCACCAGAUGAUGAUGGGAUCGUCCACCGGCGGCAGCGUCCCCCUCUUCAGCUCCUCCGUCCACCAGCAGCAGAUGAACAACAUGGUGGCUCACAUGUCGGCGACGGCGCUGCUCCAGAAGGCGGCGCAGAUGGGGUCCACCACCAGCUCCAACCCAAAUGCCACCACCAGCGCGUCGCUUCUCAGAAGCGCCUUCGCCGCCGGCCCCAACAACAACCACCAAAAAUCAUCGUCCGGCGAAAAGCAACCGAGUCUCGGGACCUUCGGCGGGUCGUUCUUCGGCGACGUGGACACGGACAACGGCAGCAGCAACAAUCUCCACGACCUCAUGAACUCCUUCACCGCCGCCGCCAACGGCAACAACAAUAACAAUAACGGUAGUGGUAGUAGUAACAACAAGAAGCUGACGAGGGAUUUCCUGGGAGUUGGACACGUGGCGGCGGCGGUCAGAGGCAUCGCCACCACUACCAACACUAUCUCGCAGCAGCAGCAGCAAAUAGGGGCGGCGUUGGAGAGAAGCUCGUCGUUGGAUUCGGAGAGGAACAAUAAUAACAGCAUGGGGAGUCACUCGUCUUUCGGGGGAAACCCUAGCUUUCAAUGAAAUCAUGAAAGUCAACCAUGCACACCACUUACUACUACUACUACUAGGGAAUUGGAAAAGCAGUAUGAUGAUGAUGACGACGACGAUGAUGAUCACCAUGUUGGCGCAAAAAGGACUCGAGGCACCGGUGAUGACGAUGAUUAGGCACGCAGAGGGAAAAAUAAAGCACGGUUCAAGUGAAGCAAUGGUAACUAAUGGCAGCUAGCUACCGGAGGUCUGGCAAGAGUAGCAUUCGUCAUUUUGAUUUUGCGUCUUUCCAAGACUUUGUAUACAUUGUCCAUAUUGUAUUCUAUCAGGUGUACAUUUUUUUUUACAUAAGGAAUGAGAUAACAAUUGAGAUAUUAUUCAGACUCGAUCGCCUCAUAGGGACAGGGAUAACUAAUCGUCCCGACAUAUUUCUAAUUUGUAUCCCCAACU